Cokeromyces recurvatus is the source of this 1275-nucleotide messenger RNA. RefSeq lists its product as uncharacterized. Gene Ontology annotation, biological process: regulation of actin filament polymerization. The coding region runs from base 1 to 1275 and encodes 424 amino acids. Lineage: Eukaryota; Fungi; Mucoromycota; Mucoromycetes; Mucorales; Mucoraceae. Gene Ontology annotation, cellular component: plasma membrane; actin filament; cortical actin cytoskeleton. The transcript is spliced from 9 exons. Gene Ontology annotation, molecular function: actin filament binding. The record is from RefSeq and is a predicted model, not a curated record.
AUGUGUAAUGUUAAUGAUCCUCGAAUAAGUCAUGCUUACAUUGCAAUGACUGAAGAUGAGCCUAUAAACUGGUUAAUAUUAGGUUAUAAAGAUACUAGAGAUAUAAUCUCUUUAUAUGCUACUGGUAUAAAUGGAUUAAGCGAGUUUCGAAAUAAUUUAACAAAUGAAAUCUUAUUUGGUUAUGUCAGGAUUGAAGAUAAAUUUAUUUCAAUAACUUAUAUACCAGACAGUAUAAGUGGCGUCCGAAGAGCUAGAGCGCUUGUACAUAGUCGAACCAUUGCUAAUAUUUUGAAAAUCUCUCAUGCACAGAUUACUGCUUCUAAUUUAUCUGAUUUAAGUGACACAAACAUACACACACGAUUAAAGUUAGGAGGUCAUCAAGCGAAAAAGGUUCGUCCUAGAUCAACACUUCCAUCAUCAUUUUAUGAAGACGCUAUGUCCGAUCGAAUGUCAUCUACACCUACACCUACACCUUCUACACCUACCUCUGUUGCUUCAUCUUCUUUUACGAAUGAUUAUUCCCUUCUUAAUCAUCAUCAUCAUCAUUUUACUACAGAUGAUCAUACAUUCAUAAACUCUCCUUCUGUUACAGAUAAAGAUCCUGAUACACGUCUUCAAGAACAAACAGAGUUAAUGUUACAAUACCAACUAUCAAAGAAAAAGGAAUUAGAAGAAGCAAGAUUUAGACAAUCCCAAUAUGAACAACGAGAGGAAAAAUUUAUCAAUAAAUCAUUCAAUGAGAAUGAAUUAUUAAAAAGAAAGGAAAUACCAAAGUGGCAGCAAGAAUUACAGCAACGCAAAUUAAAAAAACAGCAACAGCAACAGCAGCCACCUUCUAUCAAACCUAUUCUCAUUUCUAAUGAAGAAAAGAGUUUUCAUAAAGAAGAAAAAAAGACUUUAAAAGAUUCUAGUAGUACUUUAAUAGAAAGUCAAACUGAUAAAAAAACUUGUCGAACUAUAGUUAUGACAGGCUUUAUGUCUGUACAAACGAAUACUUGUCAGUUUUGGAAACGUCGAUAUUUUAUUAUAGAUACACAUGGCUUAGUAUUCUUUAAAGAUGAAAUGCAAAAGGAAGCCAUGACUAUUAUUCCUUAUUCAAAUAUCAAAAGAGUUGGAAGAAUAGAUGAAGACGAAGAAACAUAUGUACCCAAUGCCUAUGUGAUUCACAAUAAACAAGGCGAUUCAUAUCAGAUAUUAGCUGAUGAUAAGAAAACAGGAAAACAAAUCUAUACCACUUUAAAUCAGGGACUUAUAUCCUAUUCUUCUAUAGAAUAA